AUGCCGUGCCAGGCUGUAGCUGCGCACGGUGGAGUGGAUGGCCUGCCAGGAUUACUCUCUAUCUCAUCAACACCAGAUAGCAAUCUGACCGUUACCAGUAUGACUGAGAGUGAACUUGACUAUCCCAGUUUAUUCCCAGACUCGUCGGAUGACGACGAUGACUGUGGUCCACCGGCCAAUACAAGUGGCUUAGGGCACAUAACAAGCGUACCUACCUUGCUAGGAGGGCACAGCGAACAAUCGUGA
Sphaeroforma arctica JP610 is the source of this 246-nucleotide messenger RNA. RefSeq lists its product as hypothetical. Lineage: Eukaryota; Ichthyosporea; Ichthyophonida. Bases 1 to 246 code for a protein of 81 amino acids. The record is from RefSeq and is a predicted model, not a curated record. The transcript has a single exon.